Rosa chinensis is the source of this 6214-nucleotide messenger RNA. Its product is annotated as pentatricopeptide repeat-containing protein At1g19720. Gene Ontology annotation, molecular function: RNA binding; protein binding; zinc ion binding. The record is from RefSeq and is a predicted model, not a curated record. NCBI's taxonomy places the organism in Eukaryota, Viridiplantae, Streptophyta, Magnoliopsida, Rosales, Rosaceae. The transcript is spliced from 4 exons. Gene Ontology annotation, biological process: RNA modification. The coding region runs from base 7 to 2823 and encodes 938 amino acids.
ACGUGGAUGAAUACGAUUGGCCAGAUGCUCUUCCACAAUCCACUCACUGUCCAGCGAGUUCCACAGGGAUCACACACCCUGCAAUCUCCUCAAUCUUUGCUUCGCUCUCUCCGGGAAAGAUCAAAUCUUUUACAGCUCCAUCUUCCAAAAAUGGAGAAUUUCACUCUCCCAUGCAAAUCAAACCCUCUCAUUCCCAUAAUACCCUCCAAACCAGGCAACCCAUCAGACUUCUCACCCAGACCCACCAAGCCCACCAUCACUUUCUCCAGGAAAACCCGCCCAAAUCCACCCGUAGACAAUUUGAACCUCCUCUGCAAGAACGGCCAGUUCACGGAGGCCAUGGCCGUUCUCGACUCCCUUGCCCAAAGUGGGUCCAAGGUACCGCCCACUACUUACAUGAACUUACUUGAGUGCUGCAUUGACACAAAUUCUAUUCAACUGGGCCGGAAGCUCCAUCAGAAUAUUGAUGUGGUUGAUGAAGUGAACCCCUUUGUGGAGACCAAGCUGGUGAGCAUGUACGCGAAAUGUGGGUUCUUGGAAGAUGCACGCAAGGUGUUCGACGGAAUGCGUGAGAGGAAUUUGUACUCUUGGUCGGCCAUGAUCGGUGCGUGUCUCAGAGACCGGAGGUGGAAUGAGGUGGUGGAGCUUUUUGUGUUGAUGGUGAGAGACGGAGUUUUGCCGGAUUACUUUCUGUUUCCGAAGGUGUUGCAGGCCUGUGGGAACUGUUGUGAUUUCGAGGCCUUGAAAAUGAUACAUUCCAUGGUGGUGAGGUGCAAUUUGAGUGGUACUAUACAUAUAAACAAUUCGUUAUUGGCGGUUUACGCCAAGUGUGGGAAGUUGAAGUGGGCGAGGAAGUUUUUUGAGAAAAUGGAAGUGAGGGAUGGGGUGACUUGGAACACAAUUAUAUCUGGUUAUUGCCAGAAUGGUGAGAAUGAAGAAGCUCGGAGGCUGAUUGAUGCAAUGAUCAAACAGGGGAUUGAACCGGGGUUGGUCACUUGGAAUAUAUUGAUUUCUAGUUUUAAUAAGUCGGGGCAGUGUGAUGUUGCGAUGGAACUGAUGAAGAAGAUGGAGAACUCUGGGAUCACUCCUGAUGUGUAUACUUGGACUUCUAUGAUUUCGGGGUUUGCUCAGAACAACAGGACGAAUCAGGCUUUGGAUUUGUGGAAGAAGAUGCUUUUGUCAGGGGUACAACCAAAUGGCAUUACGAUUGCUAGUGCAAUCUCAGCUUGCACAUCUUUGAAAUCACUGACCAAAGGUUUGGAAAUUUAUGCUUUUGCUGUGAAGAUGGGACUCAUUGAUGAUGUACUCAUUGGAAAUUCGCUCAUUGACAUGUUUUCAAAGUGUGGGGACCUGGAAGCUGCUGAGCAAAUCUUUACUAUGAUCUCAGAUAAAGACGUCUACACUUGGAACUCCAUGAUAGGAGGAUAUUGCCAAGCUAGGUACUGUGGUAAGGCCUAUGAACUGUUCAUGAAGAUGCAGGAAUCAGAUGUACAUCCUAAUGCCAUCACGUAUAAUGUGAUGAUCACAGGGUACAUUCAGAAUGGAGAUGCUGAUCAAGCAAUGGAUCUCUUCCAAAUGAUGGAACGAGAUGGGAAAGUUAAGCGGAAUACAGCUUCGUGGAACUCUCUUAUUGCUGGUUUUGCUCAACUUGGGGAAAUAAAUGAGGCACUUAGGAUAUUCAGGAAGAUGCAGACCUUCAGUGUUAGCCCCAAUUCAGUUACUUUGUUGAGUAUCCUGCCCGCUUGUGGGAGUUUAGUUGCCAUGAAAAAGGUGAAAGAGAUCCAUUGUAGUGUAUUUCGAAGAAAUUUGGAGUCUGAAGUCCCUGUUGCAAAUUCUCUGAUAGACACAUAUGCAAAAUCAGGAAACAUAGAGUAUUCAAGAACCAUAUUCGAUAGACUGUCAUCGAAAGAUAUUAUUACCUGGAACUCAGCAAUUUCUGGUUAUGUUUUACAUGGUCAUCCAGAUAUUGCACUUGAUCUUUUUGAUCAGAUGAAGAAGUUGGGGCUAAAACCAAAUAGAGGUACCUUUGCCAGUAUUCUAUAUGCCUACAGUCUUGCUGGACUGGUAAACGAGGGGACAGAAGCUCUUUCUAGCAUCAGUGAAGACUAUCAAAUAAUACCAGGUCCAGAACAUUAUUCAGCUAUUGUAGACCUAUAUGGACGUUCGGGUAGGCUUCAAGCAGCAAUGGGGUUUAUUGAAGAUAUGCCGAUAGAACCAGACUCCUCUGUUUGGGCUGCCUUACUUACAGCAUGCAGGAUUCAUGGGAACCUUGGCUUGGCAAUUCAUGCAGGGGAGCGCUUAAUUGACUUGGAACCAGCGAAUGUUCUGAUUCAACAGUUUUUAUUACAGGCAUAUGCUUUAUCUGGGAAGCCGGAUGAUACCUCAAAGUUGAGAAGGUUUGGAAAAGAGAAUGCAACAAUAAAGAGAUCUCUUGGUCAGUGCUGGAUGGAAGUCAAAAACACAGUGCAUACGUUUGUUGCAGGUGAUAGGUCGAAAUUAUGCUCAAAGUAUGUAAACUCGUGGUUACAAGACAUAGCAGAAAAGGCAAAAGGACCUGGUUUUCGUUGUGCGCUUGGUGUUGAGGAUGAAGAGGAGGGAAUCAGCAUGGUCCACAGUGAAAAACUUGCCCUGGCUUUUGCUCUCAUUGGCUCUCCAUCUUUACCCAAAAGUAUCAGGAUAGUAAAAAAUCUGAGAAUGUGUGGAGAUUGCCACAGGACAGCUAAAUAUAUAUCAAUGGCUUUUGGAUGUGAUAUAUAUUUAAGUGAUUCAAAGUCCUUACACCAUUUUAGCAAUGGGCGUUGUUCUUGUGGCGAUUAUUGGUAGGGGAAAAAUAGAAUGUGGAAGUUGUAAAGUUUCGUAUCACUUGAAAUGGAGUUUUGUUGAAGUGAUCUUACCAUGUUCUAAACUUCUAAAGUGAAAAUGGGGUCACGCAAAACAGAGAUUGUAAUAUAUGCACUUGGACAUGGUACUGACAAGGAGACUUGUGUCUAACCCUUCCUGCUUGCUGCAUUUUGUUGACAGGUAAACUGCACAUGAAAAGCAUAUGUGUGUUUGUGUUUAUAUUAAUUAUAAUAAAUGGAUGCCGGAUGCGAUAACAUUUUAUGAAAUUGGAUAUAUGCAAGACCUGGGCACAAUGAGGCAUAUGGAAUUUCUUUUGCAGAAUAUGCAUUUGGAGAAUCUCUAUAAAUUAGACUAGAUUCUCUCCUUUUGGGUCAAUAUGGGAGCUUCGAAUCAUGUUCGUGAAUGUUAUGAAGUCUAUAUGAGGCCAUGACUGUCAUGAAAACCAGCACCGCGUUAUAUGAAAGCAAGCUGGUACUACCAGAAGGAAUAACAUUCCUGCUUAAGCAAUGAUCAAGGUAUUGACCGAGUACGUGUCUAAAUGUCUAUGAAGUAGAAUCAAGUAGGAAGACUUGCAGUUUUUCACAUUACCUAAUUGUGCGUGUCCCCAUCAUCAUCACUGUGAUAUACCAUAACCAGACGCUCCGAAUAUUCGAAGAUCAGAAUAAAGGAUUGACUAAUUGUGUCAUUUCUAACCACCACAGGUGGUCGAGUUGGUAAGAGCCUCCAGGUGUGGAACCCCCACACCCGGGUUCGAAUCCAGCCGACACUUAUUGGAGUUAAAUCUCAAUAUAUUCUUGAUAAAACUCUUUUUCGUAAGGAGGUCAUGCCCUGGAUGCACCAUAGUGACCAUACAGAAUUUGAUAAAUAAUUUGAUUUCUUUACAUUCAACCCUUUUGCUCCGUAGUGGAAAACAGUAUGAGCUUCUUCUGCACUGUUCCAAGCAACCUUAAUUUGUUACGACUUAUGAACACCCAUUCUGCUCUUACAUAUUCCUUAUCCUACUUGUCAUGAACACCCUCGCUGGUAUCUUGAUGCAAUAGGAGCUUACCUCAAGCCGAUUCAGAAUGAUCAAAACCACUACAACGUAGUUAUGGCUCACACACAGUACAGUUAUAUGACUGGUGGCACUGACAUCCCUGCUGGCUACUCACUACUCCAAAACUGUGAUGUGUUUCUCGCUAUAAGACCCAAGGAUGACCCCAUUACUACAAACCCUGCAGCUUCAGUGCCCAACAAGCUCUUUAGGCAGUUUUCUAAUUCUGGAGACUCAAGUGAUGAUGGAAUCAGACACAUCGUAAUUAAGACUGUGUGAUCAAUUUUUUUUUUUCCUCUUAUUUUUUCUUCAAUUUUAACUAUAUAACAUGAAGUUUCUAAUUUCAGAUUCCAAGAAUUGCGAGAAUUCCUUCAAAAGUUGAAGGUGUGGUCACAUAUGGUCCUUGGGGAGGGAGUGGUGGUUUUGUGUUUGAUGAUGGAGUUUAUUCAGGUAUUCGACAAAUAAAGUUGUCCAGGAACAUCGGAGUUGUAUAUAUAAAGAUUCAGUAUGAUUCUGUAGGUACAAGUUUUGAUCAACUUUGUGUGUUGGUAUUCUCAUAGAAAAUGGGAAAGUAUCUUUGCAGUUAAAUGGGUUUAAUAUCUUUUAUUCAUUUAAAAUUGAUUUUUCUGUUUGCCAAAUUGUGUAAUUGAUUUCCUAUGUCUUUAAUUGUUUAUCUUUAACACAAAAGAUUGUUUCCCUGUAGAAAUGGUAUUAGGGUAGAAAUCUGUUUGUUUGUGUUGGGGGACGGCACCUAUUCAUAUAUAUUGAAAAAGAGGGACGGUCAUGGGGGAGAGCAAAAAGAAGAAUCAGUUUGGAGGUCUUGCAUGCUUGAGAUUGAUUUUAUCAUAAGAGUCAAAGGCACUUGUUCCAUGCUUAAGUGUCUUGGUCUUGUUUUUCAUAUGCAUAAAUUCUCUUGAGAUCAGUAGAGAAGCUGUGAAGAAAGGAGAGCGAUAUUUGGCUAUCGUUCAAGUGAAGAAAGAGUUCAAGACGGAAGACAAACUUUGUAUUAGUUUUGUCUAAUCAUUGUAGCCGAGCUAGUGCUAUUUAAGUUUGUAAAGAACAUAUCAUUCAUCAUAAGUUAAUUCUUAUUUUGGGUUCUCAAGAGUAAGAGCCCCGUAGUGUUUUUAAUCUCAUAUUUGAGGUUUUCACUGCGUAACCAAAAUCUAGUGUUCUGUUCGUUAAUUUUGGUUUCUGUUGCCCAGUAAGGAUUGAUCCGUGCAUGGCAAUCCCCGUUUUCCAGAAAACACAUUAUGUCCUUGUACUUUCAGAUUCCGAUGGUGAAGCUAUAUGGGGAGCCGCACAUGGAGGAACUGGAGGAUAUAAAAGUGACAGGGUCUGUUAAUACCAGUAUGAGUAGUAUCUCAAUUUCAAGUAUCACUUGCAUAGCUACUUAUGCUAGCUGUUUUUACAAAUUACAAUUCUCUUGCAGAUAAUUUUUGAUUAUCCGUAUGAAAUCUUGACUCACAUCACAGGAACAUAUGGUCCUGCAAUGGGGAUGGGGCCUAAUGUGAUCAAAUCAUUGACCAUCCACACGACGAAGAAGAAGCAUGGGCCAUAUGGAGAAGAACAAGGAACCCGAUUCAGCACUCAAGCUUGGAGAAGGAAAAAUUGUUGAAAUUCGUGGGAGCACAGCUUCUGUGCCCAACAAGCUCUUAAGGCGGUUUUCUAAUUCUGAGAAUCAAAGGAUGAUGGAAUCGCAUAUGCUAUAAGACCCAAGGAGGAGUUAGCCGCUGCUACUAAACCUGCUACAGCACCCAACAAGCUCUCAGGAGAAGUAAGUGAUGGUAGAAGCAAACAAAAGGCGUAUAAGACAAUCUCUGCUAAUUUGUGGAUUCACGUUACGAUUUGAUUAAUUUGGUUUUGGAUGCCCAAAAAUUUCCGUAUUAACUGUUGACAUCGAUCAGCACAUACCGAGUGGUGUGAGACCUGUGACAGUGGUCAGAAAACAUGCACACCCAUUUACAGAAGGUGUUCCAGCUCGUUACGCAGUUGUUAAACUUCCAAAUUUCUCUAGAAGAGUCCAAAAAUUGCUAAUUGGUGGCGGCAAGCACGGUGGACUUCAUUUGCGUUUAUAACGGUGCUUUGAAGGCGCCUUAUUUACAAGACUGAAUAAUCCUACUUAGGAUGAAUGAGCUCAAUCUCGUGAACAAUGAACGUAUAGCGUACGUGCACGUGUUUGUUUUUGUGAUGUAGGGUUUAGAUUUUAAACGUCGCACUUCUUUCAGUUGAGGUCUCUGUUACUGAAAAUUUCUGGGAUUGGUACUGAAAUUUGUUGCUCUUGGUCGGGCCUUCUGCUGGCUCCUCUAAUGCCAUAUUGCUAUGUCUGAACAGUUAGACCUA